Solanum dulcamara is the source of this 2124-nucleotide messenger RNA. RefSeq names its product RNA polymerase sigma factor sigA-like. Gene Ontology annotation, molecular function: DNA-binding transcription factor activity. Gene Ontology annotation, biological process: DNA-templated transcription initiation; regulation of DNA-templated transcription. The transcript has 10 exons. The record is from RefSeq and is a predicted model, not a curated record. The coding region runs from base 186 to 1706 and encodes 506 amino acids. NCBI's taxonomy places the organism in Eukaryota, Viridiplantae, Streptophyta, Magnoliopsida, Solanales, Solanaceae.
AGUUAGCAACACACAUUCACACUAUCUCACUUUGUGCAACUUCUAAAAUUGAGAAGUUUGAGAAGUUGGGAGAUUGAAUUAGAGAAUCAAUAUAGCACCUGGUCAUCAGCUGGUAUGGUUGUAACUCAGAAAUAUUGUUAAACGCGGUGCAUGGUCUUGGAUUUUAGAUAGUCAUAUCCCUCGUGAUGGCCAUUGCUGCAGUUAUCGGACUCUAUGCAGGAAAUAGAAUCUUAAGCUCGUCCUUCUAUUAUUCUGAUCUUACUGAAAAGUUAGCUUGUAGCGGUGGUGAUCAUGUUUUGAUCUGCAAUCAUACGAGGAAUGUGAUCAAUGCUAAGAAGUCAUCCAAUUAUAGCCCCGGUUAUGUUUCCAAUCGAAAAAAACAAUCUGUCAAGGCUGUCAAAGAGCAUGUAGACAUUGCAUCUAAUCAUUCCAAUAUGGAGCCAUGGGUUCAAAUGUUCAAAAAGUUGCAGAAUGAAAGCUGUAGUGAAGAAGAUUCGGUGGAGGUUCUUCUUCUGUUGCAGAAAUCCAUGCUUGAAAAACAAUGGAAUCUUUCAGCUGAGAAGACAUUGGCAGCUUUCCCACCAAAUGAAAAGAACUGUAAAAAGACGAUACAGAUCACUUGUUCGGGGACAUCUGCUAGGCGGAGGAGAAUGGAUACUCGUAAAAGAGUUCAAAUUCCAAAAACUUCAGCCGCAGCAAAUUCUGCAAGCAAGCGACUGAGAUCUGUUGUCGGUCCAGAGCUACAACAAAACCGUUUAAAAGGUUACAUGAAUGGUGUUGUAAACCAAGAACUGCUUACACAUAAGGAAGUGGUGCAACUAUCCAAAAAAAUCAAAUUUGAUCUUUAUUUAGAAGAACAGAAGGCCAGGCUGAAGGAAAGAUUGGGAUGUGAACCUUCUGACGACCAAUUUGCGGUUUCCUUGAAGAUGUCUCUUGCUGAUUUACGAUCUACAUUAAUUGAGUGUUCCUUGGCUAGAGAAAAACUUGCAAUGAGCAAUGUUCGUCUCGUCAUGUCAAUUGCACAAAGAUAUGAUAGCAUGGGUACUGAAAUGGCUGACCUCAUUCAGGGGGGCCUUAUUGGACUACUUCGCGGGAUAGAGAAAUUUGAUCACUCAAGAGGAUUCAAAAUCUCAACUUAUGUUUAUUGGUGGAUUCGUCAGGGCGUCACCCGAGCAUUAGUUGAUAACUCAAGAACCUUAAGAUUGCCCAUACAUCUACAUGAAAGACUGAGCUUAAUCCGGAAUGCAAAAAUCAAGCUUAAAGAUAAUGGAAUAACUCCAUCAAUCGAAAAAAUAGCUGAAUGCCUUAACAUGUCACAGAAGAAAGUCAGGAAUGCAACUGAGGCAAGCAGCAAGGUGUUUUCACUUGAUAGGGAAGCAUUUCCCUCUUUAAAUGGCCUUCCUGGAGCAACACUUCAUAGCUACAUUGCUGAUAAUCGCCUGGAGAACAACCCGUGGCAUGGAGUUGAUGGAUGGGCGCUCAAGGAUGAAGUAAACAACCUCAUUUCUUCAACUCUUAGGGAACGCGAGAGAGAGAUUAUCCGACUGUACUAUGGUCUGGACAAUGAAUGCCUUACCUGGGAGGAUAUUAGUAGAAGGAUAGGUUUGUCCAGAGAAAGGGUGAGGCAGGUUGGAUUAGUUGCACUUGAGAAAUUAAAGCAUGCUGCCAGGAAAAGGCGAUUAGACGCAAUGUUGGUUAAACAUUGAGUACGAUUGUUGAGACCAAACUACAAAUGAACUGUACAUAGAAUGUAAGGGAACCUACAUCUCCUAUUUAUUUUCUUGAUGAGGAGAACAGAUGAAGAUCAAAGGGACAUUAUUCAUCAUCCACUUCCCUGCUCCCCUCCCAAGCCUCCAAAUUCGUCCGAGAAGAGUCAGAAAGAUGUAGUGAAGAUUUUGGUGCAUCAUAUAUUUUAGGCUGUAUCUGUGUUUAUUGAGAUAGGAGGUAGGUAAAUGCAAAUACUGUAGAUAUGUUCUUUGUGUGGACUUUUUUCAUACACUUGAUGUGAUAAUGUCCAUUUUAUAUGAUGUAUCUUGAUGAAAAGCACAGUUUCCAAAAUGUUAAUCUGACUGUGUACAUAAUUUUAGCGGUCGUAGAAGAAAAUGUUAAAAUAAUAUUGUCAAA